Molecule: messenger RNA, 1123 nt
Organism: Phaedon cochleariae (mustard beetle)
Lineage: Eukaryota; Metazoa; Arthropoda; Insecta; Coleoptera; Chrysomelidae
Source: the annotation of a GenBank genome assembly
UAUUAAGUAAGCCAUCUUUGGUAAGUGUCAAAGUCAAACAGGAAAAGAGGUUAGGCCACUUUCCUGCAAGACUGAGACCAACCAAGGUGAUAAUGAAAAACUAUGUGAAACAAAUCACUGAGCUGAAUGGAAACCAAGUUUUUAUGAAGAGUACAGAGCAAGUGAACAAAAUUAUCCACAAUUUAAUUGAUGGUGGCUGUGGAAAACUCCAAGUUGUAUCUGAUUUUGAUAAGACAAUUACUAAACAGCAUGAAAAUGGCAAAUUACACAUCAGUAGUUUUGGUAUGUUCAGUAGAUGUCCCUCUGUAUCUGAAGAUCAUAUCAAAAUGAAUACAGAGCUGACAAAAAAAUAUGCACCAGUUGAAGUGGAUCCUAACAUAUCAAUGCUAGAAAAGAAGAUUCUCAUGGAAGAAUGGUGGUCUUUGUCAGAAGAUUCCCUAAAAGGAAUGAGAGUCAGCCCUGAAGAAAUAGCCAGAGUUUGUGCUGAACUAGGACCAUCAUUGAGGAGUCGGACUAAAGAAUUUUUUGAUGAAUUAUACAAAGCUGAAAUACCAGUUCUGGUGUUUUCAGCAGGACUAGGUGAUACUGUGGUAGCUGUUUUGAAGCAUUGUGAUGUUCAUCUAUCAAAUGUUGAGGUAGUCUCAAAUUUUUUGAAGUAUGACAAUGAAGGUACAAUUGUGGGUUUCAAAAACAGCAUCAUUCAUACCUACAACAAGAAUGAGUUUGCAAUCAAAGGAAGUGACUUUUAUAGUAAAGUAGCAGACAGAGAUAAUGUAAUUCUGAUGGGAGAUACACUUGGGGAUGCCAAUAUGGUAGAGGGCAUGGAACACUUGAGUAGUGUUUUGAAAAUUGGAUUCUUAUAUGAGAGGAGUGAAGAAGCACUGCCAAGCUACAUGGACACCUUUGACAUUGUUUUAAUAGACGACCAGUCCAUGAAUAUUCCAAUGGCGAUUUUCAAUCUAAUUAAGAAUAAUGAGAUUACUCAAAGUACAAAACUAGGCAAUGAAUAAUUUUUUUUUACUAGGAUGGAUUGUUUUAUUUUUUUAAUUGUGAAUCAUUGAUUCAAUUGUUGAUUUUCGAAUUGUUCUAAUUUAUAUUUUCAUUAAAUGAAGUUUUUUUCCUU